GAGAGAGAGGGGUAACUCGUGAAGGCUGCUUCGGUAGAAGAGACAUGAGAAGCAGGGAAUGCCUGUCCAACCUAUUUGCAUCCUGCAUCGAGGCCAACUCCAUAGCUCAGCUCCACUCCCUUCUCCUGCGCUCCGGUCUUCUCGCCGCCGUAGACUGCUUCUUCGCCACCCGUCUCGCCUCUGCGUACUCGAAACUCCGUCACGUCCAAGACGCCCGCAAGAUUUUCGACGAAAUCCCUCACCCAAACACUUUCCUAUACAACGCCGUGCUGCGAGCCCACCUCGGUGCUCGUCAGUUGCCACAGACGCUCCACCUCUUCCGCCGCAUGACCGCGGUGACGUCCUUGUCUGACCGCCCAGACAACUUCACGUUGUCUAUUGUGCUCAGAGCGUGCGCCGGACUUUCAGCACUCCGGCAUGGCCAAGCCAUCCAUGGCCUCGUGGUCAAGAUGCAACAGGCCUGCUCUGAUUUGUUCGUCGGUUCAUCUCUUGCGGAGAUGUAUUCCAAGUGUGGGGAGAUGGGCGACGCUGUCGCAGUGUUAGACGGGUUUCCUGAUCCGGACGUCGUGCUUCGGACUUCAGUGAUCACCGGAUAUCAGCAGAAUGGCAACGCUGAAGAGGCUGUAUCGUUCUUUUCCAGGAUGCUGGUGGGAGAAGGUGUGGCUCCUGUUCCUGUCACCCUGAUCAGCGUGGUUUCUGCAAUCGGGCAAUUGGGGGAUCUUCGGUCUGGGAAAUCUUGCCAUGGGUUUUUGGUUCGAAUGGGCUUCCAAUAUGCCUUGUCGCUGGCGAAUUCCGUCUUGAACAUGUACGCAAAGUUGGGCGAGAUUAGAAUGACGAGGAAGCUGUUCGACAUGAUGCCCGAGAGAGAUGUCAUCACAUGGAGUUGUAUGAUUUCAUGUUAUUCUCAAAACGGGAAUGCCGUGGAAGCUCUGGAUGUUUACAAGAGGAUGAUCGAGGUAGGAGUAGAACCCAAUUCCAUCACUUUGGUUAGCGUGCUUCGAGCGUGCACGCUGGCUCUCGAUCUUGGUGAAGGAAGAAAAGUUCAUGAGUAUGCAACUCAAAGAGGAUACGACUCAGAGCUGGUUGUUUCCACUGCUCUUGUUGACAUGUACAUGAAGUGUUCAUGUUAUACCGAAGCAAUAGAUAUCUUCUAUGGAAUGCCGAAGAAAGAUGUGGUCUCGUGGGCUGCUGUCAUAGGUGGCUAUGCCAAAAAUGGUAUGGCCAAUGAGGCACUGAAAGUGUUCCAGGACAUGUUAUCGGAUGGACCUAAUCCUGAUGCCGUCACAAUGGUGAAGGUCCUGACAGCAAGUUCGCUGUUGGGAGUUCUACGCCAAGCUGUUUGUCUCCAUUGCUACUUGAUCAAAAGUGGUUUCGACAAUAAGGUCUUCGUUGGUGCAGCGCUCGUAGAUUUGUACUCCAAGUCUGGCAGCUUGGGUAAUGCUGUCCAAGUGUUCGAAACAGUGAGUGAGAAGGAUGCGGUGCUCUGGAGUUCUAUGAUAGCUGCAUAUGGAAUGCACGGUCUUGGAACGAAGGCAAUUGCGACGUUUGAGCGUAUGAUUCAGUCAUCGAUUACACCCAGUGCUGUCACAUUCAUGACGUUAUUGUCUGCCUGCAGCCAUGCUGGUUUGGUUGAGCAAGGGAGAAGGAUAUUUGAUAGCAUGAGCCGUGUUUACGGGGUCACACCUACUUCAGAGCAUUGCGGUAUCAUGGUUGAUCUCCUCGGGCGAACUGGAGAGUUGGAAGAAGCCUUCAGGCUCAUUGAACGCAUGCCAGGCCCUGUUGACCCUCACGUUUGGUGUGCAUUGCUUGCUGGUUGUGCAAUCCACCACGACAUCGACAUGGGAGAGAUGGCAGCACGGAUCCUACUAAAACAAGAGGCCGAGCAUGCUGGAUACUAUAACCUUCUCUCGAAUAUCUAUGCUUUUGAUGGGAAGUGGGAUCAAAUGGUGGGGGUUAAGAAACUGAUGAUGGACAGAGGGUUAAGGAAAACACCAGCAUAUAGUUCAGUUGAGGUGAAUAAUGAGGUUCACGCUUUCUUAGCUGGUGAGGGGCUCCAUCAAGGAUAGGAGAGGAUCUGCAGAUUAUUGAGAGAAUUGACAGUGAAGACGAGGGAGGAAGGUUAUUUUCCUGAAAGACACAUUCCAAGCAGAAUCCACAAUAAGAUCAUUAAGCGUCUCAACAUUGCAAAACGUCGAGAGGAUAUAAGUCGAAGAGCCAUUGCCAAUAUGCUGGAAAACCCCCUUCAGGAAGAUGCUCAAAGGCAUCGAGGAAAAGCUCCCAACGACAGCUAG
Molecule: messenger RNA, 2291 nt
Organism: Musa acuminata AAA Group (dessert banana)
Lineage: Eukaryota; Viridiplantae; Streptophyta; Magnoliopsida; Zingiberales; Musaceae
Product: putative pentatricopeptide repeat-containing protein At3g01580
Exons: 1
Biological process (GO): RNA modification
Cellular component (GO): intracellular membrane-bounded organelle
Molecular function (GO): protein binding; RNA binding
Source: RefSeq, a predicted model, not a curated record